This is a messenger RNA of Syngnathus acus (greater pipefish), 2759 nucleotides long. RefSeq names its product solute carrier family 30 member 5 (gene slc30a5). The coding region runs from base 374 to 2707 and encodes 777 amino acids. NCBI's taxonomy places the organism in Eukaryota, Metazoa, Chordata, Actinopteri, Syngnathiformes, Syngnathidae. Gene Ontology annotation, cellular component: membrane; Golgi apparatus. The transcript is spliced from 16 exons. Gene Ontology annotation, biological process: intracellular zinc ion homeostasis; zinc ion transport; transmembrane transport. The record is from RefSeq and is a predicted model, not a curated record. Gene Ontology annotation, molecular function: zinc ion transmembrane transporter activity.
AUGACGUAGGGUUGUUAUCGUGUCCGGAAGUGGCUUUAGCACAAUUUGGAAGGAUUUCUUUGCUGUUCAUUUUGGAACAAACGCCAUCAGUCUCCCUUUAACUGCUACAGUUUAAGUAUACACUUUUAAGAGACGUGUUACAACGUCGAAGGGCGAAAAGAACCGGGUUCAUUCGAACUGGGUAGCUAGCUCAUAACUACCCUAGGCAGAAAGCUGCCUUUUCUGUUCAGUUUGCCAAUGAGAAUGUUUAUAAAGGGUUUAUAAAUCGUUUUCUAAAUACUGUCGCUGUACUUCAUUGCUAAAUGAGCGACCACUUAAAUUCACUUCAUAGAUAGCAGUAAUGCUAUAAGAAUACGCAAGCCGGUUGGCUGAAAUGGACGAGAAAUACAGCAACAACGUCCUUUCCGGAGGACAACUUGGGAUGGUUGAAGUUCCCAAUUCCAGGUUAACCAGGUAUAUAGUUUUGCUGAUCAUCUCAAAGAUUUUGAAGGCCUUGGGAAUAUUCGAAUCAUAUGACAUUCUAAAGGUUGUUCACAUUGUUCAGUUCAUCUUCACAUUAAAGCUAGGGUCUGCUGUUAUUUUACUUGUCUUUCAAAAGCCUUUAUCCGCUGGAAAAGUCAUCUCCAAAAGACAGUGGAUAAAGAUAGUAAAGCACAGUGUUUUCAGCUGUAUCAUAUCCCUACUGGGCUUUUUUGGGCUCACUCUCUGUGGACCCCUGAGAACAUUACUGCUCUUCGAGCACAGUGAUGUGGUGGUGAUUGCUCUCCUUGGUGUCCUCUUCACCAAUUCAGGAGGCGGGCCAGCAAAGACCAGAGGCGCUGCUCUCUUCAUCAUCGCAGUGAUCUGCCUACUCCUCUUCGACAAUGAUGAUCUUAUGGCAAAAAUGGCGGAGCAUCCUGAGGGACAUCACGACAGUGCGUUAACUCACUUCCUGUACACCACCAUUGCGUUUUUGGGGGUUGCUGAUCACAAAGGUGGUGUUGUGCUGCUAGUGGUCUCCCUGGGCCUGAAGGUUGGCUUUCACACAGCCUCCAGGAAACUUUCAGUGGAAGUAGGUGGAGCAAAGCGCCUUUAUGCCUUGGACAACCUGGUGUCAGCUGUGGUACUGCUGCCCUGGGUCAUAGUGUUGUCAGCCACCACAGAAAGUAAGGUUGAGUCAUGGUCUGCUCUUAUCCUGCCUUUUGCCAUGAUCAUCUUCUCUGUGAUGAUCCUUGAGUUUUAUGUGGAGGCCAUCUGCAAUGCAAAGAUGGAAGUGCAGCGGUGCGCCCGAUAUGGCGCCAUCGCUCUCUUAUCCAGCGCCCUGCUGCUCGCCAACUUCUGGACUCACCCGCUGACCGACCAGUUGCGCUCUAUGAGUAAACCACCACAGCAGGGCAGCACGGAGCACGUGCUCUCUGGAGGGGUGCUCGUCAGUGCCAUUUUCUUCAUUAUGUCAUCAAGUAUCCUCUCAUCACCAUCAAAGAAAGGUCAAAAGGGCACCCUGGUGGGUUACUCACCUGAAGGGACUCCUUUGUACAACUUUAUGGGUGAUGCCUUGCAACACACUUCUCAGUCCCUGCCGCGCUUCAUUAAAGAUUCCUUGAAGCAAAUCUUGGAGGAGUACGACUCGAGACAGAUCUUCUACUUCCUGUGUCUUAACCUGGCUUUCACCUUUGUUGAGCUCUUUUAUGGUGUUUGGACUAACAGCCUGGGGCUGAUCUCGGAUGGCUUCCACAUGUUGUUUGACUGCUCAGCUUUAGUCCUCGGGUUGUUUGCCGCCCUGAUGACCCGAUGGAAAGCCACCAGGAUCUUCUCCUAUGGGUAUGCCCGUGUUGAAAUCCUUUCUGGGUUCAUCAAUGGAUUGUUCCUGAUGGUCAUCGCUUUCUUUGUCUUCGUGGAGUCAGUCACCCGUUUAGUAGACCCACCCAACAUAGAUACGGACAUGCUGACUCCGGUGUCUGUUGGCGGCUUAUUGGUCAACCUGGUAGGAAUUUGCGCUUUCAGCCACGCUCAUUCCCACGGUGGCAAAAGUUGCUCGGGGCAUGAUCACGGCAAUUCACACCACGGCCACUCCCAUGGCGACCACAGCCACGGAGGUCAUGGCCACUCUCAUGGCGGGCACGGACACGGCGGACACGGACACGGUGGACACGGGCAUUCCCACAGCUCAGGUGGCGGAGGCAUGAAUGCCAACAUGAGAGGUGUUUUCCUUCACGUCCUAGCUGAUACGUUGGGCAGCGUUGGCGUGAUCAUUUCCACCAUCCUCAUUCGCCAGUUUGGCUGGUUGAUCGCUGAUCCCAUUUGCUCUCUCUUCAUCGCUACACUCAUCUUCCUCAGUGUCAUCCCUCUGCUUAAGGAUUCUUGCGAGGUACUUCUGCUGAGAAUUCCCCCAGAGAAUGAGAAGGAACUGAACAAUGCUCUGCACAAGAUUGAGAAGAUUGAAGGGGUCUUGUCAUACAGAGACCCUCAUUUCUGGAGACAUUCAGCCAACACGAUUGCAGGGACCAUCCACCUCCAGAUCAUGUCCGAUGUGGUGGAGCAGCGCAUUAUACAGCAGGUGACAGCCAUUUUGAAAGAUGCAGGAGUGAAUAAUCUGUCAGUGCAGGUGGAGAAGGACGCAUACUUCCAGCACAUGUCUGGGCUCAGCACCGGAUUUCAGGAUAUUUUAGCUAUGACACAACAAAUGGAAUCCAUGAAACAUCUGAACGAUGGGACUUGUAUCAUGUAAUGUCCAUCUAACAAUUAAAAUUAUAUUCAUUCCAAUGUUUUUUCAAUGAAAA